AUGAAGGACUUGCUAAGUGCAUUUGAUGUGACUCAAACUGCAAACCGAAGACGUGAGAAUAUAGCCGAUAAAGCAAAAGAUAUGAAAGAUAGUGGUGAUUCGGCCACUAAUUUACUCAUCUCGGAUAUCGGUGGUGAUCUCUCGAUGGAGUGCUUAGCACGCUAUGCUAAGGUGGAUUAUGACUCGUGGGUGGAUGGAGUAACUCCAAACACCCCAAGAUGCCUAUUUUUCUCUGGCAGCCUCAGCGAGAUUGCUAUCGUGACUGCUGGUGGUGAUUCAAAAGGGAAGAUUCUAGGCUUUGCAGAAAUGUAUGAUUCGAACACAGGAAUGUGGCAACCUCUCCCGAGCCUAAAUACACCAAGGAAACUGUGUUCAGGUGUGGUUAUGGACAAGAAAUUGUAUGCGAGUAGGCGGAUUGGGCUUGAGAAAAAAGGUGUAGAUGGUGAAGUUGGCAACCCGAAAGUGCUUACAUCCUGCAAGAAUGAGUUGUACGCGGCAUAUCAUGAGGAAAUGCUUUUGAAGAAAUACAACAAGAGCCUGAAUAUUUGGACGACAAUCGGAAGAUUACCGGAAAAUGCCUCCUCGACAAAUGAUUGGGGAUCAGCGUUUAGAGGUUGCGGUGAUUUAAUCAUAGUUAUUGGUGGCCCUCAGGCUAUGAAUUAUGGGUUUCUUGAUAUCAAUGCAUGGGAGCCGAAGGAAGGUCCUCCAGAGUGGACUUUGCUCAGUAGGAAGGAUUCAAAGAGUUUUGUCUAUAAUUGUGCUAUAAUGGGCUGUUGA
Molecule: messenger RNA, 777 nt
Organism: Oldenlandia corymbosa var. corymbosa
Lineage: Eukaryota; Viridiplantae; Streptophyta; Magnoliopsida; Gentianales; Rubiaceae
Source: the annotation of a GenBank genome assembly